Messenger RNA from Aspergillus sclerotioniger CBS 115572, 851 nucleotides. RefSeq lists its product as uncharacterized. Lineage: Eukaryota; Fungi; Ascomycota; Eurotiomycetes; Eurotiales; Aspergillaceae. The record is from RefSeq and is a predicted model, not a curated record. The coding region runs from base 44 to 490 and encodes 148 amino acids. The transcript has a single exon.
CACGUCAGAAGGGCUCCAUUAGCUUGGGCUCUGAGAUACUCCGAUGCUUGUUAAUCGGGUUUCACUGCAACUACGAGCAUGGAUUCAAUGCUGUGUCUGCGUCUUUGUUCCUAGAACUGCUGUGCUCCGAAUAUACAGCUUGGCCUGCAUUGACGCAGGCACGGCACUCAAAACAUGCUAUCCAACUACUAUUGAAUCCAAUUUCCAACCCAUAAGUACUCCGUACUUCCAGGCCGUACGGAGUAGCCACCCGGCCAAUCCAUGUAAAGGUUGCACGAGAAGUUCUGCCCGACGCAAACCCAAACCGUACGAGGAAACAAAGACCACGGAUGUUCCGCAUCCGGACGAUCCCCCAUGGCGGCCCCUCCAGGCACGCAACCACUACCCCCGACUGGCUUUUCCAGCUACUCGCAGGGAUCCGGUUGGUUCCAUUGACAGAAUCAAUGGCCCUAGUACUGGUAGGUACUCAAUGGUGGCAUCCUGUCCUUAGGUUUCCCGUCGUCACACAGGUAGACGGUGACAUCAUCACUUGCUACGUGAACAAAUGGGAAGGCUGAGUGUCCUGAAUUUUAUUUCGCGCCCACAGAACUUUAGGUCAGUGAAUGAUGUCGGGGGGUAGAUCCGUUUCCAUUCGAGGCAAGAACAUGAUGGGUGGGAGGCACGCGGUGCGCAAAUUCUGAGGGAAGUCAGCUGUUCGUUUGGAUCUACUUGACUGCUUUACCAUCCCUCACCGGGCUCCUUGGGUCCCUUUUUUCUCACUCCUUCCCUGAGCUUUAGUUCACCUGCUACCAAGUCCCGUUCUUGACUCUCUGGCGCUACCUUUGGGUCUGAUCUCGAGAUGGCCCAGCGCG